GAACACAGUCCUAUUGGCUGUUGGAUUUGUUCUUCAUUUGCAGUUCUUCUUGGUGUCGGUGGUGUCAGCUGGGUUUGGUGUUCAUUUAUGGGGCGUUGAUCGGACGCAGGUCAGGUGAUUCAUGAUGGCUGUGGCUUUGGACGCAGUUUGGAUUAGGGUGAAGAACGUCUGCAAACAGAAUGGACUCCUCAUCAUGUCAGUGUUGGCCGUGGUUAUUGGCUGUCUGCUGGGGUUUUUCUUGAGGACGCGGCGCCUCACAGAGCAGGAAGUGAAGUACUUCCAGUUUCCAGGGGAACUGCUGAUGAGGAUGUUGAAGAUGUUGAUCCUCCCCCUGGUUGUGUCCAGUUUGAUGUCCGGACUCGCAGCCCUGGAUGCCAAGUGUUCCAGUCGCCUUGGGCUGAUCACAGUGUCUUAUUACCUGUGGACCACCUUUGUGGCUGUAAUCGUGGGGAUUAUCAUGGUGUCCAUCAUUCACCCAGGGGGGGCAGCCCAGAAAGAAGACUCUGAGGACAGCAACAAACCGAUCAUGAGUUCAGCGGAUGCCUUACUAGAUCUCAUACGAAACAUGUUCCCGUCCAAUCUGGUCCAGGCGACAUUUCAACAGUAUCGAACCAGUAGUGAAUACAUCCUAAGAGCCAAGCCGGCAGUGAGUCAGGCUCAGUCCGAGUCCACAACACGGCGAGCGCUCAUCUAUGGUAUCCAAGACGAUAAUGGAAGUCACGUCCAGAACUUUGCCCUUGACUUGACUCCACCCCCUGAUGUGAUCAUAAAAACCCGGGAGGGAACAAGUGAUGGAAUGAAUGUUCUUGGAAUUGUGAUCUUUUCUGCCACUAUGGGUAUUAUGUUGGGACGAAUGGGACCCAACGGCAGCGCCUUGGUGAACUUCUGCCAGAGCCUGAACGAAGCUGUUCUCAAGAUUGUUGCCAUUGUCAUAUGGUACUUCCCCUUUGGGAUUGUGUUCCUGGUGGCCGGUAAGAUCCUAGAGAUGAGUGAUCCGUCUGCCAUGGGGAAGAAGCUGGGUUUCUACGCAGUGACUGUGGUGUUUGGCCUUGUGUUACAUGGCCUGUUCAUCCUGCCUGCCAUGUACUUCUUCAUCACCAAAAAAAGCCCCAUUGUUUACAUACGGGGAAUCCUGCAAGCCCUGCUCAUCGCCCUGGCAACCUCCUCCAGUUCUGCCACGUUGCCUAUCACGUUCAAGUGCCUCUUAGAGAACAACCACAUCGACCGUCGCAUCAUUCGCUUCGUGCUGCCUGUGGGCGCCACCAUCAACAUGGAUGGAACUGCUCUGUAUGAAGCUGUGGCUGCCAUUUUCAUCGCACAAGUCAACAAUUAUGAGUUGGACUUUGGCCAGAUCAUCACUAUCAGUAUCACAGCUACUGCAGCCAGUAUUGGAGCAGCAGGAAUACCACAGGCUGGACUGGUUACCAUGGUGAUAGUUCUAACCUCUGUUGGGUUACCCACCGAUGACAUCACUCUGAUUAUUGCAGUUGACUGGGCGUUAGACAGAUUUCGUACCAUGGUCAAUGUGAUGGGGGACGCUUUGGCCACCGGCAUCAUGGCACACAUCUGUAGGAAAGACUUCCUGAAAGAAGGAGACGGAGUUCCUUUAAUCUGUGAAAGAAAACCAACCAUGAACUGUAACAACACCAACGGUACCUACCAGGCCCCGCCCCCUGGCAUCCAGAGUCAGCUCCUCCCCCCGGACGUGGCCCGUCUCAUACAGCUGGAGGAGGGAGUCCAUCCACGGCCUGAGAGGAAAAAACCUGUGGUUCCUCCCAGACUCCUGAAGAAGUGCCCAGAGCACUGCACCAUCGACAUGAAUGGCCUUGAGACCAACGUGUAGCCUCUGAGUGGAGUCAGAUGAUCUGAACUGGACCUUCAGGAACACCAGUGCAGGAGGUCAGCUGAUCUGAACGGGACCUUCAGGAACACCAGUGCAGGAGGUCAGCUGAUCUGAACUGGACCUUCAGGAACACCAGUGCAGGAGGUCAGCUGAUCUGAACGGGACCUUCAGGAACACCAGUGCAGGAGGUCAGCUGAUCUGAACGGGACCUUCAGGAACACCAGUGCAGGAGGUCAGCUGAUCUGAACUGGACCUUCAGGAACACCAGUGCAGGAGGUCAGCUGAUCUGAACGGGACCUUCAGGAACACCAGUGCAGGAGGUCAGCUGAUCUGAACUGGACCUUCAGGAACACCAGUGCAGGAGGUCAGCUGAUCUGAACGGGACCUUCAGGAACACCGGUGCAGAAGUCAGAUGAUCUGAACUGGACCUUCAGGAACACCGGUGCAGAAGUCAGAUGAUCUGAACAGGACCUUCAGGAACACCGGUGCAGGAGGUCAGCUGAUCUGAACUGGACCUUCAGGAACACCAGUGCAGAAGUCAGAUGAUCUGAACGGGACCUUCAGG
Messenger RNA from Sphaeramia orbicularis (orbiculate cardinalfish), 2408 nucleotides. It is a transcript of the gene slc1a7b, whose product is annotated as solute carrier family 1 member 7b. The transcript has 11 exons. Gene Ontology annotation, cellular component: plasma membrane. Gene Ontology annotation, molecular function: L-glutamate transmembrane transporter activity; neutral L-amino acid transmembrane transporter activity; glutamate:sodium symporter activity. The coding region runs from base 122 to 1843 and encodes 573 amino acids. NCBI's taxonomy places the organism in Eukaryota, Metazoa, Chordata, Actinopteri, Kurtiformes, Apogonidae. Gene Ontology annotation, biological process: L-glutamate transmembrane transport. The record is from RefSeq and is a predicted model, not a curated record.